UUCUUGUUUUAAUAUUUUUGCUAUAAACUUGUAGAAAUAGAACCUUGUUACGAAAACUGCAAUGGUAUUUGUCAUUCAUAUUAUACUUUAAAAGACUCCUAAAAUUCAGUCAAGACAGUUUGAGUUUUGAUACUACUAUGGAGUCUUCAUCGAUUGUUAGUUUCAACAAUGAUUCCACAUUCCAGUCGACGUUGAAAGCAGAAUAUAACAACGUCAGUGUCCACGAACUAGCCCUGCACGCGAUGAGAGAUCGAUGUCUGCUGUUGCAGCGGCGAAUAAACACAUUGGAAACAGAUAACAUGAAGUUGAAACUGGACAUCACAAAAUCAAAACAAGGUUCACAGUACAUUCCUAUACAAGAAGAUGAGAGAAUGCAGCUGCAACAAAAGAUUGCUGAACUUAAGAAACAAAAGUCACAACUCAUGCAUCAUGUUUUUAUGGUAUCAUGCGAAAACAAAACCUUAUGGAACAAAAUUGCCUGCAUAAAAGGUCCUGAUAAACUUCCUAGUGAACAGGCUAAACAUCCUUUAAUCCGAACGAACACAUACAUCCAUAGCACUCCAAAAACAAGUUCAAACUAUCAAGAAAAGUUUUCAGAGUCAAGCUUAGAAGAGAUUUCUCUAAAAGUAAUAAACAGUUAUAUUCAAGAGAAGUCGCAGUUGGUAGAGCAGUACGAACAAAUGAGUGAGUUACAAGAUGCAGACGAUGAAAUGUUGAAUGUAGAUUCUAUAGGCUUCACUUACAUUGAGGAGCCGGCAACUGAUUCUUUGAAAGAGAUCCGCAGCCAGACGGAGAAGCUACAGCAGUUGAAGAAGGAAAUGGCGCAGCAGGAGAAAGACCUUAAAUUAGCAAUUUCAAGAGUAGAAAGUGUAUUGAAGUAUGGUUACAAAUGCCCAACAUGCAUCGCAAAUAGUACAAAAAUAACAACUUCCGAGCAUAAAGAAAUAGAGACCAGCGACAGUCUAGCCAACUGGGCCACACCCGUGGACUCCAGCACUUAUAAUGACACUUUCAAUGAUUUAAACACUUCGGCAUUCAAGAAGAACCCAGAGCAAGACUCAAAAGAGUCUUUGUCGCCUACAACUGAUAGAAUCUGCCCUAUGUGCGGGGAAACAUUCCAAAAAGAUAUUGCUUUUAACGAAUUUCAGGCCCAUGUGGAAUCCCAUUUUACUGGAGAUAUUGAGCCAGAUUCUAUUAUUGAUGAAUUUGACAAUAUUCCUAAUUCGUUUGAUAACAUAAUAUAAUUUUUGUUUAAUUAAUUUUAGACACCUAUGAAGCCUUUGCCAAGCAAUGUAAUGUAAAUGGAAGUAAUGUAAUAUUUUAAGGUAAUUUUAAUGCAACAGUGGCAAGUAAAUAAUAAAUGUUUAUGAAAAAUAAUGAUUGUGUUGUCACAGCAAUGUCUCGAGUCUAAUGUUUUGUGUGUUGCUGGGAUGCUUAUAUUAUAUUACCACGCCAUCUAGAGUCCAUCUAAGCUAACUUUGCAGUCUUUGCACCAACUUGAAUAGAACAAAGUAAGGAGUGUCAUUAAAAACGUUAUUUGUUCAUAGAAAUUUGACAAUUAAUGACAUUGCCACCCUUUGUCAUUGCAAAUGCCAUGGUGAGUAACUUCGUUCGACUUUAUCAUUAAAACUUUCAAAGUGAGUUCACUAGAUGGCGUUAUAGUGUCGAAAAAAAUAGCUCUCGAGUCAGAUUUCUACAAAUUCUAGUUUUUUUAUAACAUUUAAUAAAAAAUUAACUUGUUUAAUAAUUGUACCUAUGUACAAUACAAACUUUAUUUGCACAUAUACAAAAACGGAUAUGAUAGUAAUUUGUUGGAGCAUGGUGGUAUUGUGUCAUGAUAUGUAUUUUAUAAGAACAAUUUCCAGUUAUUUAAAAAAUAACUUCACUUCCAAUGUGCAACUCUAUCAGCUUCUCAGUACAUAUUAUUUACUUGCUUCUUGUGCUACUGAAUGAAAUUAAGUGCUUUAGUAUAAUUAUUUAUUUAAUAAAAUACUACAAACUA
Cydia splendana is the source of this 2002-nucleotide messenger RNA. It is a transcript of the gene spn-F, whose product is annotated as protein spindle-F. NCBI's taxonomy places the organism in Eukaryota, Metazoa, Arthropoda, Insecta, Lepidoptera, Tortricidae. The transcript is spliced from 2 exons. The record is from RefSeq and is a predicted model, not a curated record. Bases 138 to 1244 code for a protein of 368 amino acids.